AGUCCACGUCUCCUUCACCUUCUCCCCUCGUCAGUCGUCGAUCAUCGGAGGGAGGGAAGACGGAAGUUGUUAUUCAUAGCAAUGUCUGGUCCACAGUGCUGCGAAAACCCUCCGACCCUCGAUCCGAGUAGCGGGCCGGGACACGUGGAGCAACUGGGUGGCCUCGACGCCUACAUCGUCGGCUCGCAGGACUCCAAGCUCGCGAUCGUUCUCCUCUCCGACAUCUUCGGGUAUGAAGCUCCGAAUUUUAGGAAACUUGCGGACAAAGUUGCGGCUGCUGGUUUCUACGUGGUUGCUCCUGACUAUUUCUAUGGAGAUUCCUAUGAUCCUGAGAAUGCUGAGAGGCCCAUACCAGUUUGGGUAAAAGAUCAUGGAGUUGAAUCGGGAUUUGAUGAUACGUUACCAGUUAUCCAAGCUCUGAAAAGUAAAGGCAUAUCUAAAAUUGGGGCAGCAGGCUUCUGCUGGGGUGGUAAGGGUGUGGUUGAGUUAGGCAAGCGUGAGCUCAUCCAAGCUGGUGUGCUAUUACACCCUCCACUUGUCACUCCUGAUGAUAUCGAAGGGGUUAAGGUUCCUAUUGCUGUGCUAGGAGCUGAGAUUGAUGAAACGGCUCCACCUGAACUCCUCAAACAGUUUGAAGAGGUGCUCACUGCUAAGCCCGAGGUUGACGGAUUCGUGAAGGUCUUUCCCAAAACAAAUCAUGGAUGGACGGUGAGAUACAAGGAUGAAGACGAAGCUGCUGCGAUGGAGGCUCAUUCAGACAUGAUACAAUGGUUUGUGAAGUAUGUCAAGUAACAAACCGCAUCAAACCUUCAAUAAAGUGGAAGUAGGACGUGAUUCCCUAGUGUGAUAUACGAGUUGUCAGAUGCUAUAUUUCUCGUUUCUCAGUUUAUCUGGACUCUACGUGGUGUAAUGUGUAAGAGCUGGAAAGAAUAAUGUUAUUUGGAGUUCCUA
Messenger RNA from Syzygium oleosum, 951 nucleotides. RefSeq names its product endo-1,3;1,4-beta-D-glucanase-like. The transcript is spliced from 7 exons. Bases 82 to 792 code for a protein of 236 amino acids. Lineage: Eukaryota; Viridiplantae; Streptophyta; Magnoliopsida; Myrtales; Myrtaceae. The record is from RefSeq and is a predicted model, not a curated record. Gene Ontology annotation, molecular function: hydrolase activity.